AAAAUUCCACCAGUCAGUCAUUUAUCAUCUUCAGCCGAGUGAGGUUCUUGAGAAAGCGAACAAGAAAUAAUUCUUUUGACAAGUGAAAACCGUCUUUAUGAUUUGGGCAGAUCGCCAACAGGGAAGUGAGUGCAGUCACCCGUUAAUUGUGUUGUAUGAACAAAAGAGUGUAUUCAGGUGAUCCCUAAACUUUUCCAUAAUUGAAAACGUGCCGGUUUGAAGCUGGAUCGUGCUUGCUAAUCUACAAAUGUGAACUAGAAUAACACAGAGUAGUAAAUUCUGAUUGAAAUUUGAACGAUAAAGGAUUGAGCUGAGCUUAAGCUGAUUACCGAACGACGUUUGGAGUACGAGAAAGUGUGCAAAUUUCUACCGACGCAGCUAUUGAUAAGAAAUAUUUUUUGGCGAUUGGUAGUGUUCUGUCGAUGUGAACCGUUGAAAAAUGAAUUUCUCAAACGGUACCGUAUUGUUUUAUACGAUGAUGUAUUUCACCAACCACAAGCAGAACGACAGCCUGAUGACACCGAGUGUCGUAUUUAAUGAAGAGUAUCGAGCCGACCCAACCAACAAGGUUUGCUACGGUGUGUACGGCUGUUUCGAAAUCACCGGGCCCUGGACAGGUGAGCGGCGCCCAAUUGCACUGUAUCCGGAGCCACCGGAAAAGAUAAAUGUGCGCUUCCCGGUGUUCAACAAACAGACACGCUCCAUUCCGAAGUUCAUCAAUCUGGACAACCCGGACGAGCUGCCCGACAUCGGCAUCAACCCGACCGGUCGAAUUUAUUUUGUGACGCAUGGUUUCCUGCAGUCCGGCAAGGCAAAAUGGGUCGAGCAGAUGAUCAACUCGCUGCUCGAUCAGGACGAGGAAGGAACGGCAACGUGUAUCGUGAUCGACUGGGGUGGUGGUUCGAGUCCCCCGUACAACCAAGCGAGUGCCAAUAUUCGUCUUGUUGGCGCAAUUACGGCGCAUGUGAUACACAUGAUCUUUGAUGUGCUAAAGCUCAAAAAUUUAGAUAACGUUCAUAUGAUCGGUCACUCGCUGGGGGCACAUCUUUCCGGAUACACCGGUUAUUUCUUGCAAAAAGACUUUAAACUGAUGCUCGGUCGCAUUACCGGUUUAGAUCCGGCAGAGUUGGCGUUUACGGAAACUGAUCCUAUUGUACGGUUGGACACCACGGACGCCAAAUUCGUGGAUGUGAUUCACAGUGACGCCACGCCAUUUGUGCCGAAAAUUGGUCUCGGAUUGUAUGAGCCAAUAGGGCAUUUGGAUUUUUACCCCAACGGGGGCUUCAAUCAACCGGGCUGUGAGCAGACUUUUUGGAAGCGCAAGGAUGGUUCAUUUAUUUCCAGCAUGUAUCAGUUCUUCAGCUGUAGUCACGUGCGAUCGGUAGAUUAUUUCAUCGAGAGCAUCCAGAGCAAGUGUCCCUUCACGGCGAUUACUUGUGAGAGUUAUGAGAAGUUCCUGGCUGGUGAUUGCUUGGAAUGUGAUCGGGACGGUCACAUGUGCUUCACCUUUGGGUUUAAAAGCUUCGGAAGUUACCGCAGGAUGAUGAAAACUAAUCAACUGAUUGGUAGUCGAGAUAUCCAGGCUUACUUGAUGACGAAGCCGUCGGAACCGUUCUGCAGAAUUCACUACAAGGUACAGAUCAAGGUUUCCGGCACCGAGGAAAGCGUCUUGCAUGGUGGUGAAAUUGGUCGCUUCCACUUGAACAUCUUUGGUAAUAGAGGCGAACGUUCAGAGAAGAUGGCUUUCUCCACCGAAUCAGAAUUGUAUGAACCGGGUAGAAACUACACUCGUGUUCUCCCAGGAGGCAGCGUCGGAAAGCCACGUAAACUGACUGUCAGCUGGGAAUAUAACACCAGUUUCCUGAAUCCCUUGACCUGGCGAAUCCUCAGCUCACCACGCGUCUACAUCGAGUACAUCAUCUUGCAGUCUCUGGAGCAUCAGAUGAAGAUUCGACUUUGUCCGAAUUACAACAUUCCGGUAACGAGCAACUCGGAUAGUCUUUUCACCGAGGAAAAAUGUAAAAAUUACCCAAAGCCCUUGGAGACCGUACUUCACUAAAAAGUCUAACUCCGAACCCUUCCGCCAGCAGUGUGUAUCAGUAAUCGCCGUAUCAAUGCAAACUUUCUUAUUUAUAUUAGACUAGACUAUGUUAGAAAAAUAUAUUACGC
Messenger RNA from Wyeomyia smithii (pitcher-plant mosquito), 2169 nucleotides. Its product is annotated as pancreatic lipase-related protein 2-like. Gene Ontology annotation, biological process: lipid metabolic process. The record is from RefSeq and is a predicted model, not a curated record. Gene Ontology annotation, molecular function: triacylglycerol lipase activity; protein binding. Bases 440 to 2059 code for a protein of 539 amino acids. NCBI's taxonomy places the organism in Eukaryota, Metazoa, Arthropoda, Insecta, Diptera, Culicidae. The transcript is spliced from 4 exons.